CCUUAACUGAAGAAAACUCAGCUAUGAAAUCAUGGAAGAUCCCAAUCAAGCCAUAGAGUGGCUCAUGCAGUUGAUCAGUGUAGUACCAACUGACCCACAUGUACUUUCAAAACUAGGGAAAUUAUAUGACAAUGAAGGUGAUAAAUCCCAAGCCUUUCAUUAUUACUAUGAGUCGUACCGUUAUUUCCCUUCAAACAUUGAGGUCAUUGAAUGGCUUGGAGCCUAUUGCAUCGACACCCAGUUUUGUGAAAAAGCCAUUGAGUACUUUGAGAGAGCAGCACUUAUCCUUCCUACGCAAGUGAAGUGGCAGCUGAUGGUUGCCAGUUGCUAUCGGAGAAGUGGUAACUACCAGAAAGCUCUAGAGAAAUACAAAGUCAUUCACCAAAAAUUCCCAGAGAAUGUUGAAUGCCUCCGCUUUUUAGUUCGUCUCUGCACAGAUAUGGGACUGAAAGAAGUCCAAGAAUAUAUGACAAAACUCAAGAAAGUGGAAAAAUUAAAGGAGAUAAGAGAGCAGCGCAUUAAAUCUGGCAGAGAUGGCAGUGCACGUAACCGCAGGGAAGGAAGUGCUGGUGGAGAUGCUGGUGGUAGCAAAGGGGAAAGACUGAGUGUCAAACUAAAAGCUUUGCCUGGAACAAGUGAGCCCUAUGAAAGCAGCAGCAAUAAAGAAAUAGAUGCUUCCUACAUAGACCCACUUGGCCCACAAGCAGAAAGACCUAAAACUGCAGCAAGGAAAAGAACUGAGGAAGAUGACUUUGCUGAUGAAGAACUAGGAGAGGAUUUGCUUCCAGAAUAAUGUUGGGUCCACUCAAAAUCUUUUUCCUUCUAAACUUUUUAGCAGAACAAUGCUUCUUCAAGGUGGUUUUGUACCAGGUUUUAAAGAAAUAAUUGUCGAAACACUUUGUGUUUAUGGGACCGUACAUUAAACAUUUUGGAGUUGAAGCUACAA
Messenger RNA from Meleagris gallopavo (turkey), 946 nucleotides. The record is from RefSeq and is a predicted model, not a curated record. Lineage: Eukaryota; Metazoa; Chordata; Aves; Galliformes; Phasianidae.